AUGGACCGGUUCGUGACUUCUCUGCCGCUAACACAGUUCACUGCCCGCCCGCCUCCUCUACUGGACGACGAUGAUUGUAUUGGUAUGGGUUUUGUGUUUGAUGCUAAUGGUAUUGAUGAGAAAUUGGAGAAUGGGGAGAGUGUCGAGAAGAGGACUGAGGUGAAUAGUGGAGAUGGUAGAGAGUUCAGUGAGCCUGAGCAUGUCAUUGGUAAGCAGGACGAGGAUGAAGAUGAGGAGCAGCUUAGCAAUGGAAUGUCAGAAUUUCAUGCCCUCCAACUGUUUGAUAAAAUGCCGAAGUUAGAUGGGUUUGAUGAUAUGGAAAAUGAUGUCAAGCAACCUGUUUUUGACUCUGCACUUGUUUCUGCAAGGAUGUAUAAUGAACGGCACGAGCCACAUAAAGAAUUUGCAGUUGAUUUAGAGCACAACCAAUAUCGACCCUUCCAAGGAUUGACUUGUUUGAUGCAAAUUUCUACAAGUACUGCAGAUUUUAUAGUAGAUACGUUGAAGCUUAGAAUUCAUAUUGGUCCAUAUCUUAGGGAAGUUUUCAAGGACCCUCCUAAGAGAAAAGUGAUGCAUGGAGCGGGUCGUGUGGUUUCAACCAAAGAAUACCAAAAUACUAAUGGAUCAUCUGUUGGGAACAGAUUCUUGAAUGAUAAUUUUGGUGAAGAAAAUGUUUCUAUUGAAGACAGCUUUGGGAAAAUGCAAAUGAAUUCUGAAAGGCUUUGUCAUUGUGAGACGAAAGAGAUUAUACUCUUUUGCAAGGAAGCAUUCGACAGAAUUGGUGAAAUGACUCAAACCUCAUUGUCUCAGGGAGGUAUUUCGGGGCGUGAUGUGCAUGUGCUUUUCAAGUUGGCUGACCUUUGCUACCACUCCACAAAGAGUAGUGAGGAACUUACAAGCUUGAAGGACUAUGUUACCAAAACGAGGGAGGGUCAGAAAGACAUUUUCUACAUCACUUAUGAGAGCACUAGUAGAGAUGCCAAGAUUCUAUUUGUUCAUAUGCAGGACAGGCCAAUUGAAACCACAUCUUCAAUCUUGCACUACUUGGCCCAAUCUUCUUUGGAUGAGAGUGAAACUCGUCCUAUUUGCCACCCAAGGUUUUUGUUGAUGAAGCUAUUGACUUUCUCAAAAGCAAUUCAACGUUAUCCUUCCUCAGAUGCACACUAUGUCCUUGGACUUGUGGUGGUUAUCUCUAUUAACGAACUGUCUUUGAAGUCUAAGAAACAAGGCCUCGAACCUAGUCAAAUUCUAAUUCUCACUUGA
Messenger RNA from Rosa chinensis, 1263 nucleotides. Its product is annotated as heat shock protein 82-like. Gene Ontology annotation, cellular component: nucleolus; nuclear exosome (RNase complex). The transcript is spliced from 4 exons. Gene Ontology annotation, molecular function: ATP binding; 3'-5'-RNA exonuclease activity; ATP-dependent protein folding chaperone. Gene Ontology annotation, biological process: nuclear polyadenylation-dependent antisense transcript catabolic process; nuclear polyadenylation-dependent rRNA catabolic process; exonucleolytic trimming to generate mature 3'-end of 5.8S rRNA from tricistronic rRNA transcript (SSU-rRNA, 5.8S rRNA, LSU-rRNA). NCBI's taxonomy places the organism in Eukaryota, Viridiplantae, Streptophyta, Magnoliopsida, Rosales, Rosaceae. The coding region runs from base 1 to 1263 and encodes 420 amino acids. The record is from RefSeq and is a predicted model, not a curated record.